AUGGGCCAGUCUAUCGCAUCUGGUCGGGCGUUCUCCCCGAAGUGCAAUGUAAUCACGAGACCCGACGACGUCAAGAUCUUUCACAGCGACUCUCCUUCCCACCUGAAAUCCAAGUCCAGCAACGGCGGAUGGUUAUUCCAUGAGCUUCUUGGUGACUGUAUGGGCCUCAUCAACGGGGACCGUUGGGAACAAGUUCGGGCUCAGUUUAAGCACCAUUUCAUUCAUCGCUCCGUGUCAUCAAUAUCUAGCCAUAUUGAGCUCGCGGCAACUGGAUACUUGCAGAGCCUUGAGAGACAGGAUGCUGAGUCCUUUGAGGUACACGCCGCCAGUGAUUUCUCGCGCUUUCCGUUCAUGACUACCGCCGAAUAUCUCUAUGGGCCUUUGACUGAAAAUGAAAAGGAAGAGCUGUGGAAUCUGGGUCAACAAAGCCUUGCACUUAUGGGGAAUGUUCUUUCCGGUGGAGUGUAUCGCUUCGGAUUGUGUCAGUGGAUGAGGCCACACUCAUUCCGACGAUUGAGGAGUUUCCAAAACCAAUGGCAAAAUUUCAACCAGAGACUUGUAAAUUCAAGAGCUCUCUCAAAUAACCACCAGCCACCUAUCGUUGAGGCUUGGAUGGCGAUGGAAAAGGGCUGUAUUUCGAUGAAUGAGAUACUUCAGACUCUUAGUGAAAUGCUUUUCGCCAACUUGGACGUGUCCACACACGUUCUUAGCUGGCUUAUCAUCUUCUUAGCUGAAGAUAUUGACAUACAGCAACAAGUUCGGGCGGAAAUUUCGGCAAAUCCCGGGUCUCUCGCAGAGCUCUGUGUAUUCACGAUCCCCGAAAGCUCACCACGAACAAAAAUCAUUGGUGGCUAUAUUAUUCCAUCACACACGAGCGUUGUUGUGGAUACACUUGCAAUCAACUACAACCAGAAAUUUUGGGGGAACGAUCAUUCUCGCUUCAAUCCACAUCGGUUUCAGCAUCUGUCUUCAACGGAGCUCCGUUACAACCUCUUCACAUUUGGAUUUGGAACAAGGAGGUGCCUUGGACAACACUUUGCUGAGGCUAUGUUGAAACAUUUCGUCUACCACUUACUAAAUCGGUACGAGAUUGACUUACCAAGGUUAGAUGCCAAGAAGACAUGGAGCUCGCAACCCAUUCAGGAUACGUGGGUUCCUAUUGCCAAUGCGCGUGUUAUCCUAAAGCCAAGAAAAUGA
Messenger RNA from Penicillium roqueforti, 1197 nucleotides. It is a transcript of the gene gliC, whose product is annotated as cytochrome P450 monooxygenase gliC. Bases 1 to 1197 code for a protein of 398 amino acids. NCBI's taxonomy places the organism in Eukaryota, Fungi, Ascomycota, Eurotiomycetes, Eurotiales, Aspergillaceae. The transcript is spliced from 6 exons. Gene Ontology annotation, molecular function: oxidoreductase activity, acting on paired donors, with incorporation or reduction of molecular oxygen; heme binding; monooxygenase activity. The record is from RefSeq and is a predicted model, not a curated record.